AUGUCCAGUCCAAACCCGCCUCCUCCCAAACCAAAGAAGGCUGCUGCCUUUAGUCAAACAGGUAGAUCACUUCCUCCACCACCAUCAAUUUCAGCUCCGACUGCACCAGCAAGUCCAGCUCCAAGACCUCCAUCACCAUCAGCUCCAACAACUACAACAACAACAACUACUACAACUACUACAACCCCUACAUCUCAUGCGACAAACAAUCAUCAUGCUCCAACAACUACAACAACUAAUGGAACAGGUCGACCCCUGCCACCUAGAUCACCCGACAUUGGAUCGCAAGGCAGUCAUCAUGGAACACACACAUCAUCAUCAUCAUCAUUUCUUAACGCCAAUAGAUCACCUGAUACACUGUCGCCAGAGUUACACUCUGCCGCUGCAGCACCACUUCCACAUCCUGUAAUACCUCCACGCAAUAUCAAUAACAACAACAGCAACAAUAAUAACAAUGGCAAUGCACCAACAUCACCAAUUGCCAACAACAACGCAGUAAGACAACCAAUCAAGGCACACUCAGCCAAUGAUCUAUUGAACAACCUCCCACCACGACCAAAUGUCACCAGGUCAUCCACGCUCAAGCCUGCUGCUGUCACAGAGGCUACACCAAUGCCCACCGUGGCCAAGAGCUCGACCAUGCGCAAGCCAUUGCCCAACCUGCCACCACCAGGCGCACCAACCACCACCACCACUACACCAUCGCCUUCAACGGCCUCACCUAUAGCAUCACCAUCAUUGACCAGCUCACCCGCUGGAGCGGCGACGGGCACAGAGUCAAGCGUGGAGAAGAUGCGAAACAACCUCAAGUCGGCGCCACAUCCCCUCCCGCCCCUGCCCAAGCUGCCCGCAGGUGAGCGUGGCACAAUCUCGCGACAAUUGCCCAAACAGAGUCAGUCCAGUCUGCAGCUGUCCACUCCACAGCCACAGCAGCAACAGCAACCAUUGCCACCACAACCUCAACAGUUGACCCCAUCAUCAUCGCAGGGCAACCUGGCGAAUGGUCUAUCACAGACGGCAACAGAGCCACGAGAGAGCGUCACAGUCACACUGAUCCCCAACGAGUCGGUAGCCAGCGAGUUUGCACAUCCAUCACUCGAUCAUUUGGCAGCGUUCUCCUCCAUGCGCGAUCUCAAGGCCAAGGAGAUCCUCACGACAGAGCGAACCUACUGUGACAACAUGCGUAUCCUCGUCGAGGUGUUCAUCGAGCCGCUCAAAGCGGGCGAGGGUGGCAUCUCCAAGGAGAACGCCUCUGUCCUUUGCUCCAACCUCUCGGACAUCCUCCAAGUGUCCAUCGAGCUACUCAUGCGACUAGAGGAGAGGCUCCUUGCCUGGUCCACCACACAGCGCAUUGGUGAUGUAUUUAAGACCCUGAUCCCCUUCCUAAAGAUGUACACAAACUAUACAGUUGGAUAUGAUAAUGUUAUGAAUGUAGUGACUGAGUGCGAGAAGAACUCCAACUUUGUACUGUUCAUCCAGAGAUGUACCAGCGACCCAAGAACUAAGAAGCUGGAUCUCAGGUCAUACCUGAUUCAACCAGUCCAGCGUAUUACAAGAUAUCACAUGCUCCUGGACGAACUGCUAAAGCACACCGAUCCAUCGCAUCCAGAUUAUGCCGACCUCUCCAAAGCGCUUCAAGAGAUGAAGAAGGUGACAUCCGAGGCCAACGAAGCCAUCAAGCGUAGUGAGAAUCGUGCCAAGGUCCUGGAGAUCCAGAGGAUGUUUGUUGGUGAUGCAGAUAUUGUGGCGCCACAUAGAUCAUUCGUCUUUGAAGGCGUGCUGACUAAGGUGUGCAGGAAGGCAUGCAAGAAGAGACUGGUGUUCUUGUUCUCAGACAUGCUGAUAUAUGGCUCAUCAAUCCCACCCAAGCUGUUGCUACACGAGAAGAUCAUGUUGGAACACUGUAGGAUUGAAGAUAUUCCAGACGGAGACAGUGGAGGCAGUCGUGCUAUCUCGCUCAAUGGCGACGUGAUCACCAACGCCUUCCAGAUAUGCAGCAACAAGAAGUCGUUCGUCGUCUUUGCCGACACACCCGAAGGAAAGAUGCAGUGGAUGGUGUUGUUGAUGGAGACGAUCGCCGCGCUGCAGACCAAGAAGCAGACACUCAAAUCCGAUUCGAUCUCACGAGCAGAGGCGCCAGUCUGGGUACCGGACGAGACAACCACCAAUUGUCCAUAUUGUGGUGAGCAGUUUACCUUUAUGAAUAGAAGGCAUCAUUGUCGUAGCUGUGGAGAACUAGUGUGUGGAAAGUGCUCAGAGAAGAAGUUUAAGCUGCCAGUGACAGACUUCAAGCCAGCAAGAGUAUGCUUUGUUUGUUACGAGAAGCUAUCCAACGCCAAUGCCAAUGCCAAAUAA
Messenger RNA from Acytostelium subglobosum LB1, 2355 nucleotides. RefSeq lists its product as hypothetical. Gene Ontology annotation, molecular function: guanyl-nucleotide exchange factor activity; metal ion binding. NCBI's taxonomy places the organism in Eukaryota, Evosea, Eumycetozoa, Acytosteliales, Acytosteliaceae. The record is from RefSeq and is a predicted model, not a curated record. Bases 1 to 2355 code for a protein of 784 amino acids. The transcript has 5 exons.